Dermacentor andersoni is the source of this 885-nucleotide messenger RNA. The record is from RefSeq and is a predicted model, not a curated record. NCBI's taxonomy places the organism in Eukaryota, Metazoa, Arthropoda, Arachnida, Ixodida, Ixodidae.
AUGCCACUCCUGAGUCAUGAUGUGCCCUCACUACCAUGGGAAGUUGUCGGCAUGGACUUGUUCUCGUUUGAAGGCCACGAGUUCGCCCUUAUUGUCGACUUCUACUCCUUCUUCUUUGAAAUUCGAGAGUUUCGUACAACAACUGCAAGCUCUCUUAACACGUGGUGUUCUCAAAUUUUCUCGGUCCAUGGCUUGCCUAGGAAGUUGUGCACUGACAAUGGUCCGCCUUUUAACAGCAGCGAGUUUAAGGACUUUCUCAACACCUUGGCUGUUGAUCACAUCACCUCAAGCCCCUAUCAUCCCCGUUCCAAUGGCAUGACGGAGAGAGCGGUUCAGGAAGCAAAAAAGCUGUUAAAGAAGUGUUCCUUUAAAAUGCCUGUGUUUCAAAUGGCAUUGCUUGAAUGGCGCAAUACCCCACGUGAUGAUGUGCUCCAGUCCCCCGUGCAGAGGCUGAUGGGACGCCAGACUAGGACGCUUCUACCAGUACCUACCAGCCACUUGGAACCACGGACAAUUCCCCCUGACGUGGUCCAGGGCCGCCUUCAAGAAAUACGCCAACGACAGAGGACCUACUACAACCGUGGCAGCAGGAACUUGCCGCCUGUGAUGCCAGGUCAGCAGGUCACAGUGUACGAUACAAACCAGCGGACCUGGUCUCCCGCAGUCUUUCUCCGACCAGCCGAUGAACACCGCUCAACGAUCGUCAAGACUGAAGACGGCCGGGAACUUCGGCGCACACGAGAGCACCUCCGCCUGGUAGACCCACAGCCGGAAGCAAGCCUCGUGCCCGAAGACGUAUCUACCACAGAGCCCCCUCAAGAACUACGCAGAAGCACAAGACUUCGACGCGAGCCCUGUCGGUACCCUCAGCAAGAGACACGGUGA